Adelges cooleyi (spruce gall adelgid) is the source of this 1282-nucleotide messenger RNA. RefSeq names its product cathepsin B-like. Gene Ontology annotation, molecular function: cysteine-type endopeptidase activity. Lineage: Eukaryota; Metazoa; Arthropoda; Insecta; Hemiptera; Adelgidae. The transcript has 6 exons. Gene Ontology annotation, biological process: regulation of catalytic activity. The record is from RefSeq and is a predicted model, not a curated record. Gene Ontology annotation, cellular component: lysosome. Bases 130 to 1149 code for a protein of 339 amino acids.
UAAAAAUCAAAAAAAGUAUCGGAGUGAGUUCAAUGUAAGUUUGACCGCCUACCUACAUCAAAUGUUAUAGUUUUAAGGAGUUAUAUUUUGUAGUGAUACAUUUUAAUAUUAUUAUACCUACUUGCCACGAUGGCUAGACUUUUAAUGUUAUCGUCUGUGAUUUUACUAAGUGCUUACCUAACGGAACAGGUGCAUUUUCUUCAACCAGAGUACAUCAAUAAACUAAAUGAAGAAAUUUCGACAUGGAAGGCAGGAGAAAAUUUUCCUCCCGAUACUCCUAUCGAAUAUUUAAAAGGGUUAUUGGGAUCUCGCAGUGUAAAAGCUGCAGCCAAAGGUCCAUUCAAGACCCAAGAUUCCAACUACAAUUCCUUACAGUACAUUCCCGAAACUUUCGACGCCAGAAAACAAUGGAAGCGUUGUAAAACCAUCGGCGUGAUUCGCGACCAAGGAAAUUGUGGUUCAUGUUGGGCUUUUGGAACUACUGGUGCGUUUUCCGAUCGGCUAUGCAUUGCCACAGACGGUGAAUUCAACGAACUGUUGUCAGCCGAAGAACUGACGUUCUGCUGUCAUUCGUGUGGCGAUGGGUGUGGAGGGGGAGAUCCCAUUGCGGCGUGGGACUACUUCAGUACGAACGGUAUCGUCACCGGCGGUGGCUAUGACAGCAAACAGGGAUGUCAGCCGUACUUUGUCCCACCUUGUCUACACGGUGUUUCGGCAGAACAAGAAGGUGCUUGUCGGAGUCAACCGAUGGAGAAGAACCACAGGUGCACUAAAAAGUGUUACGGAAACACAACAAUCGAUUACAAAGAAGACCACAGAUACACCAGCGACCUCGGGUACUAUCUUGAUCAAGACAGCAUUCAAGAAGAUGUUUUAAUUUACGGUCCGGUAGAAGCGUCUUUUGAAGUCUACGACGAUUUCGUCAAUUACAAAUCGGGUGUCUAUAUAAAAUCGGAAAAUGCUACGUACUUGGGUGGUCAUGCCGUGAAAUUGAUUGGAUGGGGCGUGGAGAAAGAAACUCCAUACUGGCUGAUGGUGAACUCGUGGAAUGAAAACUGGGGAGAUCGGGGAACGUUCAAGAUCCGAAGAGGAACAAACGAAUGUCAAAUCGACUCCUGGAUGACAGCCGGUGUUCCCGUUACCGACUAAAAAAUGACCGAUGUGCAUAUAAUAUUAUUUAUAUUGUAUGAUAAAUAAAUUAAUGAAUACAUAAUCAUAUGUAAAAUGAUUUCGAUAAUAAAAGACAACAUUUAAAUUAAAUAGUAAAUACAAUUGAAAUGAA